AUGGCGCCGGAACCCAAAAAGCAAGCAGCAAAGGGCCAAAAGCAGAUUCACAAGGAAAACCAGGACACGCUUUUAUUCUACAGCGUUGUUGCCGUUGUUGCAAAUCGGAAGCUCUUCCUGAUUUCCAUAGCUUAUCUCGGAGCGGUGAACUUUAAUUACCUUAUUACAUUUAAUUAAUUUAAAUCAAUAUUUUGUAGCUUAUCUUUGGUCGCCAAAAUAUUCCUCAUUUUUGGUUGCAUCAUGAAAAGAAUGAGCCGAGCGCGUUUCUCCGCGGAUGGAUCAUUAAUUGAGGCGGGAACCGAUUUGAACAUGCAGAGCGGAAUGGCGGAGCACUUGAAAGAUGUUAUUAUCUUAAUGGCCAUUGUUCAGAUUUUAGGAUUGUUGUGGAAUUACGUAUGGUUAGCGUUAUUGCUGAUACCCGCCCGACUAUUCCAGCUGCUUUGGAAGAAUGUGUUAGCGCCAUACUUUUUCGCCCCCGCACCACCGGAAAUGGAUGAGAAAAAACAGAAGAAAAUGGAACGCAAAAUGCGACGCUGAUGAUUUGAAAAUUUGUUUUCUAUUCCUGUCCUGUUGGUGACUGAAAUUUUAUUUUUGUUUCUGAUUGCUAAUUUAUUGAAGAUCGGCAUGAAGAUUAAGAAAAAGCUUUUG
This is a messenger RNA of Paramacrobiotus metropolitanus, 648 nucleotides long. Its product is annotated as transmembrane protein 208-like. The transcript is spliced from 5 exons. Gene Ontology annotation, biological process: vacuolar protein processing. Gene Ontology annotation, cellular component: intracellular membrane-bounded organelle. The record is from RefSeq and is a predicted model, not a curated record. Lineage: Eukaryota; Metazoa; Tardigrada; Eutardigrada; Parachela; Macrobiotidae.